UUGAGAGUAAAAAAAGGAAAAAAAAAUCAAAUUGAUUCGCCCUCGCCACCGUCAUUAAACCCUAAUUUCACUGAUCGAGAAAUUGAUUUUGAAUUAAUCACCCUGCUUUCCUACUUCCCCCUACUAGUUCAUUCGAGAUCUUCAGACAUGAAUUCAAAUUUAGUCGGCAAAAAAUGGAGCAUUACAUUACAUUUAUAGAAAAUGAAACGAAUCUUCUCCUUUCCCCUUCAUAUAAAUACGCCGUGUAUUGACACCCGGCGGGAAAACUUACAUUUUGCCCCAAAACCUUCCUCUUAAAAGUUAAAACCACCACUCUCUCCCCCAAUUUCCCUCAAUUCUAUCGAACCCUAAAAAUCCCAAAUCCCUCAAUUCUUUCGAACCCUAAAAUUCCCUUCCAAAUUCACUUCAAAAUCACUCCUUUACAACCAAAACCAGUGAACAAAAUCAAAAUCAAAUCAAAUCGAAUUUGAUUUUUAUUUUUACUCUCAAUUCAAUGGCGUUACCUCUUUCACCCGAGGAAAACGCCAUUUUUAAGCCGCCAUUACAGGUAGAUGACGUCGAUGACGAUAGAGACGACGUCACUACUCCGCGGAAGUACGUACCGCUAUGCGAUGUGUACUCUGCUACCUCCCCUUACGUCGGCGGCGCUAGUGGGAGUAAAAAAGUAAAAGCCGCUCGUAAAAUCACUCCCAAUUUGGAAACCGACGAUCAACGAAAAAGGAAACUUCCGAUUACUCAGUUUUACACUCGUCGGUGUAAAAGGAAACGACAGGAACCGUCGUUUUACGACUCGUUAGUUUCUCGAUCAGAGAAAUUAGGGUUUAAUGAUAAUGGCGAGGGCGAAAAUGAGGGCGGAGAAGAGGGAGUAGGUGUAAGAUAUAAGGAGAAGCAGAAGAGAAAGGUGAGUAAUUCAAAAUCGUUUUCUCGAUCGGUGAAUGUAGCUAAUUUAUCCGAUGAAAAUAGAGAAAACGAGGGCGAAGGCAAUAAAAUAGUUGUAAAAAGUAAGAGAAAAGUGGGCAAUUCAAAGCUAGAUAGAGAUAAUGGGAUAGAUGAGGGCGAAGACGAGGAACUGGUUAUAAAGAGUAAGGAGAAGCCAAGGAGAAAAUUAGGGUUAUGUGAUGGAAGUAGCGGAGACGAGGGCAGCGACGAGGAAAUGGCUUUAAAGAGUAAGGAGAAACUGAAGAGAAAAGUGGGCAAAUCAGGGAAUUUAUGUGAUGUAAAUAGAGAAUACGAGGGCGAAGAAGGGGAAAUGGUAAUAAAGAGUAAGGGUAAAGUGGGAAAUUUAAAGCUAGUUUCUCACUCGUCAAAGUUAGCGAUUUUUUCCAAUGGAAAUAGCGAAGAUGAGAGUGACGCGGACGAGGAAAUGGUUACAAAGAAUAAAGAGAAGCGGAAGCGAAAAGUGGCCAAUUCAAAGCUAGGUUCUCACUCGGCAAAAUUAACGAAUAGAGAAGUCGGGGCCGAAGACAAGGAAAUGGCUAUAAAUAGUAAGGAUAAGCAGAAGAGGAAUGUGGGAGAUUUGAAGCUAGUUUCUCACUCUGGAAUUGAGGGCGAAGAAGAGGAAAUGGUUAUAAAGAAUAAGGAGAAUUUAGAAGUAGUGAAUUUUUGUGUCAAGAGUGAGAGGGACGACGAUGGAGAAGAUGAUGGAGUAGUGGUUGUGAAGCAUAUUAAUAAGAAGAAGGAGAAGAAGAGGAGGAAGUUGGUUAAUCCGGAGCUGGCAAAUUUGGGGGUAGAUGCUAAUAUAAUCGGUCAGUUGAACGAGUCUUGUUCGAGAGGAACUCGAAAUAGUGCUGGUAAAAAUAAAGUUGACACCAAUCACGGUGGUGAUGAUUGCAAAAAUUCUAACUCCACGGGUAACAUUAAGAAGCGAAAGGAAAAUUGUAUUUUGGAGAAUCAUUUGAACAAUAAAAGCUCAGGGUCAAGGCGGACCAAGAAAUGGGUUUGGCUGAGUUUUGAAGGCGUUGAUCCCAAGAAAUUCAUUGGACUACAGUGUAAGGCAUAUUGGCCAUUAGAUGCUGAUUGGUACACUGGUCGCAUAAUUGGGUACAACUCGGAGACUGGACGGCAUCAUGUGAAAUAUGUAGACGGGGAUGAAGAGCAUUUACUUUUAUCAAAUGAAAGGAUCAAGUUUUCUGUUUCACUUGAGGAGAUGAAUCGUUUGAAGUUGAGACCCAGCGAUACGAGUCCUGAAACUGAUGCAAUUGAUGUUGAUGAGAUGGUUGUAUUAGCUGCUAGUUUGGAGGACUGUGAAGCUCUUGAGCCCGGAGAUAUUAUAUGGGCCAAGCUGACUGGUCAUGCCAUGUGGCCUGCCAUUGUUCUAGAUGAAUCUCUUGCUGGUGGGCGUAAAGGUCUAAACAAAGUUUCAGGGGAAAAUUCAGUUCUUGUGCAGUUUUUUGGCACCCAUGAUUUUGCUAGGGUCAAGUUAAAGCAAGUUAUCUCUUUCCUAAGAGGGCUUCUUUCUUCCUUUCACCUCAAGUGCAAAAAACCAAAAUUUGUUCAAGGUUUGGAGGAAGCAAAAAUGUAUCUUAGUGAACAGAAGCUCUCAAAGAGGAUGCUGCGGUUACAGAAUCGUAUCAAUGCAGAUAAUAAUACUGACAGCGAAGAAGAUGAAGGCAGUUCUGAUUCAGAGGAUGAAGGGGGGUUGAGGAGAAAGCUUGAGGAUGUCAAAAAUUGCCCAUUUGAAUUGGGGGACUUGCAAGUAGUUAGCCUUGGUAAAAUAGUAGAAGAUUCGGAUCUCUUUCGAGAUGAGAAAUUUAUCUGGCCAGAAGGUUACACUGCUGUGAGGAAGUUCCCCUCAGUAACAGAUCCCGGUGUACGUGUCUCAUAUAAGAUGGAGGUACUGAGAGAUCCUGAUUUCAGGACACGGCCUUUAUUUAGAGUUACAUCAGAUAGUGGAGAACAGUUUAAGGGAUCUACACCAUCUGCUUGCUGGAAUAAAGUUUACAAACGGAUGAGGAAGACACAAGUUGACAAUUUUGACGAAUCAGUAUCUGGCGGUGAAAGUGAAAGGACUUUUGGAUCGGGUUCUCAUAUGUUUGGCUUUUCUCAUCCUGAAAUUUUGAAACUUAUAAAGGAAUUAUCAAACUCCAGGCUUCUCGCAAAAUCAUUGAAAUUGGCGUCUUCGAAAAAUCAAGGCCUGCCUGCUGGAUAUAGGCCUGUCCGCGUUAAGUGGAAAGAUCUGGACAAAUGCAACGUUUGCCAUAUGGAUGAGGAGUAUGAGAAUAAUUUGUUUUUGCAGUGUGACAAAUGUCGAAUGAUGGUCCACGCUAGAUGCUAUGGGGAACGGGAGCCUAUGGAUGGAGUACUUUGGUUAUGCAAUUUGUGUCGUCCAGGGGCUCCAGUAGUUCCUCCCCCUUGUUGCCUGUGCCCUGUUAUUGGCGGUGCUAUGAAGCCUACAACUGAUGGACGUUGGGCUCAUCUUGCUUGUGCCAUUUGGAUACCAGAAACCUGCUUAUCUGAUAUAAAGAGAAUGGAGCCGAUUGAUGGUUUGAGAAGGAUCAGCAAGGAUCGCUGGAAGCUCUUGUGUAGCAUCUGUGGUGUUCCUUAUGGAGCUUGCAUUCAGUGCUCAAACCAUACAUGUCGGGUGGCUUAUCAUCCUCUUUGCGCACGGGCUGCUGGCUUCUGUGUUGAGCUUGAGGAUGAAGACAGAUUGCAUUUAAUCCCUAUGGAUGAUGAUGAAGAGGGUCAGUGCAUUCGGUUGCUUUCUUUCUGCAGGAAGCAUAGAGCUGUAUCUAAUGACCGUCCUGCUGUUGAUGAGUGUGUCGGACAAAAAGCUUGUGGAUAUUCAGACUAUACUCCUCCAUCAAAUCCUUCUGGAUGUGCUCGCAGUGAGCCUUACAAUUAUUUUGGAAGAAGAGGAAGAAAAGAACCUGAAGUCCUUACAGCUGCAUCUUUGAAGCGCUUGUAUGUAGAAGAUAGGCCAUAUUUGGUUGGUGGCCAUAGUCAGCACGAUCAAUCAAGCGACACAUUAUCUUCAUCAUUUGCUGGUUCUAGAUACAGUGUUGACCUUCAAAAGCUAAGGUGUUCACAGCUCGAUGUGUCAAGGAGCAUCCUUUCCAUGGUUGAGAAAUACAACUUCAUGAAAGAAACCUUUAGAAAAAGACUGGCAUUUGGGAAAUCUGGAAUACAUGGAUUUGGCAUCUUUACCAAGCUCCCUCAUAAAGCGGGAGACAUGGUAAUUGAAUACACUGGAGAACUUGUUAGACCUUCUAUUGCUGACCGAAGGGAGCAUCUAAUUUACAACUCACUAGUGGGUGCUGGAACAUACAUGUUUCGGAUUGAUGAUGAGCGUGUUAUAGAUGCCACAAGGGCUGGAAGCAUUGCACAUUUGAUCAACCAUUCAUGUGAACCAAAUUGCUACUCAAGGGUUAUAAAUGUCAACAGUAAUCCACAUAUAAUUAUAUUUGCCAAACGAGAUAUUAAACAAUGGGAAGAACUGACAUAUGAUUACAGAUUCUUCUCUAUCGAUGAACAACUCGCGUGUUAUUGUGGGUUCCCAAGAUGCCGAGGUGUAGUGAAUGAUACUGAAGCUGAGGAACGAAUGGCAAAGCAGUAUGCACCACGCAAUGAGUUAAUAGACUGGGGAGGAGAAUAAAAGAGAAAUUCUCCCUUCGAAGUGACGCGUCUUUGGUCGCUUGCUCCUUCUUGCGGUAUUGCCAACUUCUACCUGGUUCAGAUGCCCGUAUAUUGCUCCAGGGCUAGUGAUUUUCUUCUGCCUUUUGUGCUUAGGCUUGAGUUGUUCUGGAACUUCUUUGCGGCUUUAUACAUUCCUCCGCUUCUCGUUCUGAUCAUGGGCGUCUCUGUACAGAAUUGCCCAAUUAGUCUGUCUAUUCUUUCUAUUCACUUAUGUCUUCCUCAGUCAGUACCCAUACUGCCUAAUUCUCUAAGAAAUUUGAGAUGUUGUCAAUGCAAUGAAGAUGCCAUUCUCUGAAUCUCGAGCUUUUUUUUUGCGGGUGUGAUCAACCAUGUGUACAAUUUUAAGCCUCAAUUUUCUUCAACAUCCAGGAGUAAAGGCCUCAGAGCGGGGAAAAGACUGGUUGAAGGAAAUACGUUUUCUUUAGCUCAUAGUUCCUUAAAUAAUCUCCUCUCGCCUCAGAGAUAUGUAAUUCUGAUGAGAAGUUAGAAAAUGGAGCAGGAGCCGGACUGGGAGAUGGAAGAAUGGAUGAUAAAUUUUAGUGAUAUAACAGGACCACAAAGAUCAUGAAAUGCUGAUCGAUGGUUUAGAGUGGAGUAUCAAAAACUUACUUGCAAGAGGUUUUAGAUUUCACAAUUCUUUGAUUUUUCAUGAAGUGCAUAAAAGUAAAAAAGCACAGGUGAUAAAAAAGCACAGGUGAUCUUAUAUAUCCUAGAUAAGACUUCACUGGGCAUGUUUGGAUUUCUAUGUAAAUGUUGAAGGAGUAUCUUCACAAGUCAAUGAUCUAAUUGAUUUUUCCACCACGUUUCUGCACUAUUACUUUUAUGUAGACUGUUGAUGUUGCCAAUGAUUUUUUAUCUUCAUUCCAACUCCUCCCCCUCAAAAUCUAUGCUUCUGCUUUCCUUCAUUAGUUUGGCAGAUGGUAUGAACAUGAAAUUCUUUGCUUCGUGUACUAUGAUUCUGCUCUUCAGUGGUCCUGCCAUGGAGUUCAGUAUUACAGAACUAAACAUGAGUUAUUUUUACAUUGCUAUUGUUCAGUUAAUUCUCAAUAGCAUGUGCUACAAGAUUUGAACUACUCAAUUCCACUUUAAUACAUCCCAACGCUCAGAAGAAAUUCAAAAUUAGUUCUGGCCUUCUCAUCUCUGUAAUGGAAGUUAGUUGGAAUCUUUAUAUUCUAUUUUAAAUGGGAGAACUAAUGUAUUUCUGAGCAUGUUCCCUUUUAUGACUUCUCUAUUAUGUUCACAUAUGGUCUAAUCUUUCCAUCGGUGCAGUUUUCAUCUUUUCCUAAAGCUCAGUCUUGUUAAAGUAAUUUGAUUUUCCGGGUCAUUUCUCAAGUUACUAGGAGAUGUAUUUGUUUCUGUAUUCGCUAGUUUUGACUGGAUGAUUAAACACAUGGCAACUGAACUUCCCAUAGUUAUUAUUCGCAACAAUUUUUAGUGGCUGCAUCCUCUGUUAUCUAAAUUUUUAGUUGGGUUUUGAUUUGCUCUCAUCGCAUAUUUAUAUCCUUAUCUUUUCUGAUUGGGAUCAACUCCAAAUGCAGCCUCAAGAACAUCCAUGUUUAAAGCCACUGGGUGAAUCUGAACCACUGACUGUAGCAUGGGUGUCUCAGAUCUGUUCGUAUGCUCAGGUAAACCUUCACGCAUACAAACUCUUCCUAAGGUUGCAUCCAGAAGUUGUGGAAAACAUGUGCUUGUAAUCUCGAAAAAGUGAGUAUUCAAGGAAAAAUGAUUGAUUUUUUUGAGAAUAACAAGGGUGAGUUCAACAACUUCGAAAAUCUAAAGUGGUUGGAACAUUUGAAGUUGUUGACUGAUAUUGGCUCUUUGAGGAAAGUUUCUUCAUCUUCCUCUAUAAUUCUUCGGCUCUCUAUGCAAACUGAAGAAUUUAACUUACCCACAUACGAGGUCAGCUUAGACUGGGGCGAAUAGACUGCGAUACGGAGAUUUUAACCAACUCAAGGUACUGUGGAUUGGAAGGCAGACCUCAAAUCUUGGAAGGUUGUAAAUCUUCAAUUUUAGAAACUUUAGUACCUUGUUAUUAAAUCCCGCGAUGAGUGUGAGACUGUGCCUAUUGAGUUGGUUGAUGUGCGCAGCCUGCACGUGAUGACGUGGACAACACAAACAUGGAGAUUAAAUAUGCAAAAGCCAUUCAACGCAGGAAGCAAGCGAUGCAUCAAGAACACAUACAGAAAGCAAAUUUGGAGUAGAAAUCUUAGAUAAGUAAAAGAGUCGAAUUCUAGAGUGUUUCAAAUUUAAGCUCAAUAUAUUGUGCGCCGUUUAAACAACUGAUUGUAAUGCUACACAAUGACGUUGAAAUGGAAGGUCAGAUUCUUUUUGUUUUGACAUGA
Messenger RNA from Lycium barbarum (goji berry), 6974 nucleotides. Its product is annotated as histone-lysine N-methyltransferase ATX2-like. Gene Ontology annotation, biological process: regulation of transcription by RNA polymerase II. Lineage: Eukaryota; Viridiplantae; Streptophyta; Magnoliopsida; Solanales; Solanaceae. Gene Ontology annotation, cellular component: chromatin; nucleus. The transcript has 27 exons. The record is from RefSeq and is a predicted model, not a curated record. Bases 494 to 4591 code for a protein of 1365 amino acids. Gene Ontology annotation, molecular function: protein binding.